This is a messenger RNA of Anolis carolinensis (green anole), 2036 nucleotides long. Its product is annotated as immunoglobulin superfamily member 1. The transcript has 12 exons. The record is from RefSeq and is a predicted model, not a curated record. NCBI's taxonomy places the organism in Eukaryota, Metazoa, Chordata, Lepidosauria, Squamata, Anolidae. Bases 282 to 1592 code for a protein of 436 amino acids.
ACCGCUAGGUGUCACUCUUCGAACCCGCCCUCUCUCAGGCUUAAGUGUCAGUCAAGAUAACUGACGUUUGAGCCAGCCAAUAAGAAGGAGCUAAAAGCAGCCCCGCCUUUUGAGCGGACUGGAAAGGGAGUAGACUGUUGCUAAGAGGGGCCUAGCUGGUUGCUAUGGACUCAAAUAGCCAGGUAGAUGUCAUCAUGAAACCUGAACAACAACAUAUAGUUCAGCUCCUGCAAACAAAGUCCAACAAAUCAUCAUAGAGAAGGAACUAGAGGACAAAAAGGAUGCUCAUUGUGACAGGAGAACAACAAACACAAUGGGGCAAUUAUGACUUCCCAAUCAGGAAUGGCCAAAACACAAGAUUUGACCAAUAUUUCAUUCAUUCCAGUUAUAAAAAGAUGCCCAUAGAUCCAUACAGCCAAUUGUAUCCUGUUUUGGUAUUCCCUCUUGGAAAAGUGGCCGUUAUCUACUGUAAUAACACCUUUGAGAUUCAGGAUUCUGUCUUUUUAAUGAAAGAUGGAACAUACACAGGUCAUAAAAGCUACAUCUCUAGAGGCCAUCCUAUACUUUUUGAUUUUCAUGUGAAACAAAACCAUGGAGGGUUGUACCAGUGUUGCUAUGGAUGGGAUUGGUUUUCCUGCAGAAUUAUGGAAGUACUGGAAGUAAUAAUAAGAGAUCCCAGCUUACAUAGACCACAAGUCUCCUUUGGAUCUAUUCCAGUAAGCAUUGGAGAAGACUUUACCGUCCAUUGCAGAGUCCAAGAAAAUGCCAACAAGUUUUAUUUCCAAAAGGAUGGGAAAGAGGUGCCUCACCAAAGGCCAUCCAAGAAUGAGAUAACCAUCCAAAGAGCAACUGAGGAGUAUGUAGGGAAUUACAGCUGCAGCUAUUCCCGUCAGUUUCUCAUGUCUAAACCCAGUGACUCUAUGAUGCUGCUAAUAACAGAUCCUCACCUACCACAGCCAGACAUCUCCAGCAGCUCAAGUGGGCCAGUUGCCCGUGGGGGAGAAAUUGCAAUUCAGUGUGAAAUUAAAAAGCCAACUGUCAUAUUCUAUCUCCAUAUAAAUGAAAAUCCACCAAAAAGAAUAAUCGAAACUGAUGGGAAAAAGUGCAAAUACUACUUUAAGAAUUUCAGCGUAACAGAUCAAGGGUCGUAUAGGUGCAGCUGUGCACUCCCAGAAAAGCCUUUUCUGAUCUCAAACAGAAGCCAUUCCCUGGACCUUUUUCUAUUAGAUGAGGAAGCCAAUAAACCCAGACACACUGAUCCCAUUGCCAUUGGUGUAUGUGUAACUUUCAUCAUUCUCUUCCUGCUUCUUGUUAUUUUUUGGUACAAAAGAAGAACAGAUGCACUAUUGGAAGAAACACAAGCAAGUGGCGAAAGCUCUUUCAGAGUUUUGAGGGCUCAUCGGGCUACAAAAUCUUCUGGCACUUCAAAAGCUGGAAGAAAACACUUGGAGAAGGAACUUCCAAAAGAUGACCCUGCCACCCAGCAACAAAACAUAGUCUAUGCCGAAUUGAAGAGAUAUACCUCAGACAUGCCCCAGGCAGAAGCUGAAACUGAUGAUGAUGUUGUCUACGCCACAAUUACUGUUCAUUAAUCCACAAAUGUUGGGAGUCCUGAAAGAUCUGUGUGUCUUUUGGAUGGCUUCCUAUCAUAAUGUUGGGAGUGCUGAAGAAGUUUUGGGAUUACGGAUCUUUGGGCUGUAUAGGUUCACCUAGCAAAUGAACUUCAGUUGUUUUCAAUUCUUUUCCUGGCUUUGUGAUAAUAACAUACUCGCAAGUAGGCAUUAAUGAAAUCAAAAUUCAAACCAACUUCAAUUCAGACUUACAUGCCUUGUUAUCCAUUUCAAUAAACUUCUAAUUUUUUCUCAUAAACAGAACUGCAAAUGCUUUGUAUUUAAAGACUAUUUAACCUUGAAUAUGUUUUAAUGGUUUUUACCUGGGAAUUUUUUAAAUACUGUUUAUAUUUAAUCCUGUUUUAAUGUUUGAAUACUUGUAUAUUUUAAACUGUAUGUUGAUGCUUUUACUUUAGGCCACUUUGA